Molecule: messenger RNA, 2205 nt
Organism: Leptopilina boulardi
Lineage: Eukaryota; Metazoa; Arthropoda; Insecta; Hymenoptera; Figitidae
Product: synaptic vesicle glycoprotein 2B-like
Exons: 11
Coding region: 321-1871 (516 amino acids)
Biological process (GO): transmembrane transport
Molecular function (GO): transmembrane transporter activity
Source: RefSeq, a predicted model, not a curated record
AAAUAUAACUUUAUUCUUCGUUGGAGUAAUUAAUAAUCAUUUAGCUAUAUACAUUUAAUUUUCUAAAUGAAAAAAGGACCGUCAGACUUUACUUAUCACGUUAAUUAAAUAUUGACAAAAUUAUAUUUUGUGCCACACAUUUUUAGAAAGAACAUUUUAGGAAGAGCAAACAGUAUAAGAAACAGUUUUGGUAUGUUCGUUAUUACAAUUUCAACUGACAAGUGUUUCACUUGGAUUUGUGAAAUUGUCAUACUGAUCGAUUAAGAAUUUUACUAAAUGAAAAAAAGAAUUUAAGACAAUUUUAUUUAUUAUUAAAUAUAAUGAAGAUACAAACGGAAGAAACUGUCGUUCAAGAAGCCAUUGAGAAGACAGGAUUUGGCAAAUUUAAUUUAAAAAUUGCAGCUAUAGGGGCUGCAAUUUAUACAAAUGCAGUUAUCAGUAUUAGCAGUACUGGUUUCGUUUUACCAGCUGCCGCUUGUGAUUUUCAAAUGACAACAAUUGAUAAAGGACGAAUAGCUAUUGCCUCCGUUUUGGGCUCACUAUUUGGACCAAUUGUUUGGGGAGUUUUAGCAGAUCUGAAAGGCCGACGAAUAACUUUAAUGACAACAUUAUUUAUUCAAGCAAAUUGUGAGAUUUUAAUGUCAAUAGUCUCUAAUUAUUGGGGAUUUUUAUUUCUUAAAUUAUUUAGUGGUUUUGCAGUAAUUGGCGAAACAUCUCUCUUAUUCACAUAUGUCGGCGAAUUUCAGCCAAAAAUUCAUCAGAAAAGAAUUCUAUCAUGGAUCAGUUUUAUAAUGGUGGCUGCACAAAUUAUUGUGCCACUUUUGGCAUGGUUAAUAAUACCAUUAGAUUUUGAAUAUAGAGGUGAAUUUUUCUUUUUCCGUUCAUGGAAUUUAUUUAUUUUUGUGUGUGCCCUGCCUGCUGAAAUUUUGGGUAUUUUUCUAAUUUUUUCACCCGAAACACCAAAACAUCUUGCCGAAACUGGACAACAUUUUCGUCUGGUCAAUGUCCUCAUUCAUAUGUAUGAAAAAAAUAAUGGAGGAACAAGUGACGAUUAUAUGAGAAAAUUAGGAACAUGUGAGAGUCGCGGUAUGGGCGAUUUGAUAAAUUUUUAUAUGACUAAUAAAUCGUCAUUAUAUAAAGAAGAUGAAAAAACAGUUAAGAAAAAGGAACUACGAACAAUGAUAAAUGAUUUUAAAGUGCAAGGAAAAAAUGUUUUAAAAGAUCCAUAUUUAAAGCGUCUAAUAGUUCUCUCUAUAUCAAUGUUCUGUUUCUCCUCAUCAUUCUAUUCAUUGCUCAUGUGGUUCCCAGAAAUUUUUCAACGAUUUUCACAAUUUCAAACACUUCAUCCAAAUGAAACUUCAAGUGUUUGCUCCAUUUCCAGUCAUCUUUUGCCAAAAAAUAAUACACAGGGUUUUGACUUCGUUUGUAAACAAGAAGUAGAUGUCAGUGUGUAUAAAAAUUCUUUAUUGCAAGGUUUUAGCGCAAUAAUUCCAAAUUUAUUAUUACCACUUUUUGUGGAUAAACUCGGAUUCAGAUUUUUCGCAGUUACUCUAUUAGGCACAGCUUUUGCAUCCACAAUAGGGUUGUUAUUUGCAAAUACUUAUUUGCAAAAUGUGAUACUAGCAUCUAUUUUUAAUGCAGUAAUGUCUACAUGUGCUAGUGUCAUGUAUUCAUUUUGUGUUGUUCUAUUCCCUACUAAUGUCAGGAUAUUUGCAUCUACAAUAUCAGUAUUCUGUAGUAGAUUAGGAACGGUUUUUGGUAAUGUUACAUUUACCUUUUUAAUUGAUGAUUUUUGUACUAUUCUAAUUACAAGCGUCGCUACUCAAUUAUUAGUGGCCACUGUUCUUAGUUUAACACUUCGAAAAAAAUAAUAAAAUUAAGGUUUGCGUAUAUUGUACAUAUAAUAAUGAAAAAAUACCAGUAGUUAAAUAUUUUUGAUAAUUUUUUAUCGUAAACUUAAAGCGAUUAGCUAUUUUUUUCUGUUUUUAUAAUAUUAUAUAAGCAAUGUAUACACUUAAAUAUAUAAUAUAGUCAGUUGUAAUAUUUAAAUUUAGUAAAACCAACAACUUUUUACGAAUCAGUUAAUUUUUUACAGACUUUUCUUUAUUACAUUUAUACCAAAUUAAAAUAUUAUUCAUCUAAUUAAAAAUCUGUGAAACAUUUUCUUUUAAGUAAUAAAAAGGCUGUUCAUUUAAUUGAAAUCGU